Molecule: messenger RNA, 1291 nt
Organism: Branchiostoma belcheri (Belcher's lancelet)
Lineage: Eukaryota; Metazoa; Chordata; Leptocardii; Amphioxiformes; Branchiostomatidae
Exons: 5
Coding region: 16-849 (277 amino acids)
Source: RefSeq, a predicted model, not a curated record
GGUGUGUGUCACAGGAUGUCGGAAACUAUUACCAUAUGCUUCCUGCACUGCCUCCUGGGAACUCAGGCAGAGGGGCCAGCCAGCCCUGCCUCCCAGCCAGGGGUUCAUUUGACUGCCGGGCAGCAGGGAACCAACACACACUCUCACACAGGACCCAGACAACAGUCAACCUCGGAUUCUACUCUCAGGAUGCUACUCUACACAGUCUUACUUCUCCUGCCUUUUGUGGCGUACGUGAGUGGCCAGUACGAGUCCCACAGUAUCGGAACAUGUGACCUGGAGCCCUACAUCCUCAAACUGCUCACCUGUGACAAUCACUUCUUCACAGCCAUGAGGAAAGACCCAGAGGGGGACUGUGGCCUGAGGUACAAAGAGGCAGAGUUCUGUUACUGGAAGGAGAUCCGAGGAUGUUACGUGGAUCUGUACGAGGGAGACCAGCUCAACCACGAGGUCAGCAGUAUCAUGACUCAGUUCCCCUCACAGGAGGCCUUCUGUGAAGGUACGGGUCUGGGACCGAUUGACUUCAGUGAGUACCACACCAACCCGUGUGACGCCAGGUACACGGAGGAGAGUCAGGACUGUACCCGGGGACUCAUCAUGAUGUACCAGAACAACCAUGCAGACCACAGGCUAUGCAGCACAUACACAGAGUCGAUCAGCUGUGUACAGCGAGUGACAGACCAGUACUGUACGCUGGACCUGCAGGACUUUGCGCACGCCUGGGUGGACGUGCACAUGAACAUCGACCACAACCCCUUCUGCGCAGUAAUCACCAGUCUGGGCAACAGAAGUCACAGCUCCGGCCUGCUACUUCUGUUGGCACUUCUCGCACUUUUGUAUCUUCUCUAGUGUAGCAGUUAUAUCAUAGUCUCCAGCACAUUCUUAGUCCUAGGGCCAACACAGGCCAGCUACUUUGACUCUGGGGCCAACCAUCCUGGAUAGCAUUUAUGUCUGCUCCAAUAGCUGCUACGUACUCGCCAACUAUCAGAGCGGACAUAGACUAACCAGGAUGGUACCCAGGCCAAGGCCAACAUGCUGCCAAGGAAAUUUUACAACAGACAGUCCUCAGUUAGGCCCUGAGAAUGAGACUAAAAAAUUUUCAUGCUUCUAUGAGGGAGCAACAUCUGAUCUCUUUUGAAACGUUUUGUACGGAAAUUAUAUCAUCUAAUCAUGUAGAAAUGAGUUUUCUAUGGCCAGUUUCAAUACAUUGUACAAAGUUAGUUCCUAAACGAGACCUUAUGCCAGUAUUGACCAAUGUGGACCAUUGUGUAUUAUAUAGUAUACAACUGGA